Messenger RNA from Eurytemora carolleeae, 875 nucleotides. RefSeq names its product superoxide dismutase [Cu-Zn] 5. Gene Ontology annotation, molecular function: copper ion binding; superoxide dismutase activity. Gene Ontology annotation, biological process: removal of superoxide radicals. NCBI's taxonomy places the organism in Eukaryota, Metazoa, Arthropoda, Copepoda, Calanoida, Temoridae. The record is from RefSeq and is a predicted model, not a curated record. The transcript is spliced from 6 exons. Bases 211 to 603 code for a protein of 130 amino acids.
UUUCUACAAAUUUUUCAUUUCAGAUCUUCCCGGAUUCUUGAAGCUCCGACCGAGUUUUCUCAAGGUCCGGAUUUUGUUUUAGAACCCGGAUAUCCGGGUUGGGUUCCUCCAAAGUUUAAGAGAGCCCCUGAACCGGCACAGGGCAGAUUUUUAUACUACAGGAAAAAUCCUAAAGUAGAAAAGUACAGGAGUGCAGUACACGAACUGUACAUGAGACCGUACAACUAUGCCCACCUGGACCAUCAUGCAGUUGCUGUAGUUGACUCUGAAAAGGUUCAAGGAGUUCUCCACUUCUACCAGAUCAAUGGACCAACAUCACCGGUUCUCAUUACAGGAAAUCUGACUGGUUUGGCUCCUGGUCUUCAUGGAUUCCAUAUUCAUCAACUAGGAGAUACUACUCAAGGAUGCAAAUCAAUGGGCGGACACUUCAACCCCUUUCAGGUAUCCCACGGAGCUCCAACUGAUGUUAGUCGGCACUCAGGAGAUCUUGGAAACAUUAAGGAAGAACAUUUUCAAAGAGGAGGGGAUACAGGAAGCCAGUUGACCGGAAAUGCAGGAGGAAGAGUGGCCUGUGCGGUCAUCGCUAGGAGCUCUGACGUCUAAGAGAUUGAAAGUGAUUGAAACGAUAGCUGAGAAUCGUCCCGGUGUGUUCUCUACGGUGCUACUGCAUGGACCAGAAAAGACAUUAUUUCAAAUCUGCAAAAAAUCAAAUGCUUCCAAUAUGUGAAUAACAUUGUUUUAAUAAUAAUUGAUCACUUGAGAAAAUUGAUCAAGGUUUGAGUUUAAUAAUUGUACAAUUUUUAAGGUUGAAACGGAUAUUUAUGAAAUGGUUAAUAAUUUUAUGUAAUUAAAAGAAUAAAUAAUGUAAAAUUUUA